Rangifer tarandus platyrhynchus (Svalbard reindeer) is the source of this 579-nucleotide messenger RNA. The record is from the annotation of a GenBank genome assembly. NCBI's taxonomy places the organism in Eukaryota, Metazoa, Chordata, Mammalia, Artiodactyla, Cervidae.
AUGAAUUGGCAAAAGGUGAGAAGCACGGAGGGCUCCGCGAUCUCUCGGGCUGGGAAUCAGUGGGGAGGAGGAGCUCGCUGGGCCGCCACUAGCACACUGGCCGAGCCCGGAAAGCCAGGAACUGAAAGGGUCGCUCUCCGGGCUCUUUCCCUUCCGUCCCUUCUACGGUGUCUUGAGGAGGGCCGAGAACGGUGGCGUAGGACGCGGUUAGGACACCAGGUCUCUAAAGUCGGGAUGGAGAGGGAAGUACGCAGAGAGCUGGCUAGGAGGAACCCGAGUGGGCGUGGAGGGUACGAGGGCAAGAAAGGAAACUUCCCUUCCUCAAGGAGGGUCCUGAAGCCUCCUUUCCUCACGCCCCCCCCCCCACCUCCCCGUCCUCCCCACCCUCUGGCUAUUAGUGUGGCAACCGGGAGCUUCUGUAAUUCGACGCCCGGGAGAGGGGGUCCGAGCCUUGGGAGCCAGGCUUGCUGGCCAAGGCUGGGGGUGGCCUGGCUCUUCGCCCUCCCUCUCUCCUCGCUCUCCGCCCCUUUCUCCUCCCCACUCAGCUUUGCUCUGGGAGCCCUACGGGAUCCGGAGUAA